Cyclopterus lumpus (lumpfish) is the source of this 2283-nucleotide messenger RNA. Its product is annotated as carnitine O-palmitoyltransferase 2, mitochondrial-like. NCBI's taxonomy places the organism in Eukaryota, Metazoa, Chordata, Actinopteri, Perciformes, Cyclopteridae. Gene Ontology annotation, biological process: fatty acid beta-oxidation. Gene Ontology annotation, molecular function: carnitine O-palmitoyltransferase activity. Gene Ontology annotation, cellular component: mitochondrion. The record is from RefSeq and is a predicted model, not a curated record.
CGUAGAAGAAGAAGUCACGUGACGUGGUUGGCCAGUCAGACUUCCGGUUGUCUAUUCAGUGCGUAAUAGUUUAUUUUUGCUCUAAUUUAACAUUUUAAUAUACUUGUCAGCUAAUGCUGAUUGCUAAUGUUGACUAGGUGAGCUGUGACGCGGAUGUCACUUUAGUUUUUUCUUGUGUCCUUUAGCUUUAGCCGGUGUGCUUUACGUUUCAUCGUCAAUAACGCAGGAGGCAUUAAGUCAGCUAACAACACCAUGGCCAGUCCGAUUCCAAUGCAAUGUGUUGCCUCUCUGAGGAAAUCCGGGAUUCAUUUAAGAACUGCUGCUCUGGGCCUCCAUAAGCGACACUACAGCAGCAAGAAGGAGUCUUCAACCGAGUAUUUGAGCCAAAGCGUUGUGCCGUCGAUGCAUUACCAGAAGAGUUUACCCAGACUACCCAUACCAAAGCUUGAUGAUACUGUCAGGAGGUAUCUAGCUUCCCAGAGGCCUCUGUUGGAUGAUGACCAGUUCAGAACAACAGAGAAAAUUGCACAGGAUUUCCAGAACGGUGUGGGGAAACAGCUGCAUGAGGACCUGGUAGCUCAGGACAAAAGCAAUAAACACACAAGCUACAUCUCAGGACCAUGGUUUGACAUGUAUCUGUCAGCUCGUGACUCUGUGGUGCUGAACUCCAACCCCUUCAUGUCCUUCAAUCCUGACCCUAAGACCGAGUACAAUGACCAGCUUGUGCGGGCGACCAAUGUAGUGUGUUCAGCAGUGCGCUUCAUGAAAACACUGCGAGCUGGAUUACUAGAGCCGGAGGUUUUCAACCUCAACCCGGCAAAGAGCGACACAGACGGCUUCAAAAGGUUCAUCCGCUGGGUCCCGUCUUCACUGUUGUAUGGCGCUUACAUGGUGAAUGCUUACCCCCUGGACAUGUCUCAGUACUUUCGCCUCUUCAACUCAACUCGCAUCCCCAAGAGGAGGAGAGAUGAGCUCUUCACCAACGAGAAAGCGAAACAUCUCCUCGUUAUGAGGAAAGGCAACAUGUAUGUGUUUGACAUUGUAGACAGGGAUGGGAAUUUGUUGAAGCCUGCAGAGAUUCAGUCCCACUUGAAGUACAUUUUGUCCGACCCAACGCCAGCGGCUGCCUUUCCUCUCGGGGUCCUCACCAGUGAGAACAGGGAUGUGUGGGCCGGGCUGAGGGACAAGCUGAUAGCUGCUGGAAACGCAGAGGAUUUACAGAGUGUUGACGGCGCCCUUUUCUGUCUCAGCCUGGACGAUGAAAGCAUGAGGGACAACAUCCACAUCUCCCACAACAUGCUGCACGGCGACGGCUGCAACCGGUGGUUUGACAAGUCCUUCACAGUCAUUCUGACCAAAGAUGGACAGGCAGCCAUCAAUUUUGAGCACUCAUGGGGUGACGGCGUAGCUGUACUUAGAGUUCAAAAUGAGAUCUUUAAAGACACAACAGAGCGGCCGCUGGUGAACCCGGGCUCUGCUGCUGCUGCUGUGGAUUCAGCCUCUGCUGUGCGCAGACUAAAGUUCAACCUGACAGCGAGCUGUGAGAACGGCAUCAGAAAAGCCAAAGAAAACUUUGACUCAACUGUAUCGACACUCACCAUUGAUGCCAUGCAGUUCACGAAAGGUGGCAAGGCACAGUUAAAGAAGAGCAAGAUCAGUCCAGAUGCUGUAGCCCAGCUGGCUUUUCAAAUGGGGUUCCUGAGGCAGUAUGGACAGACCGUAGCCACAUAUGAGUCCUGUAGCACUGCAGCGUUCAGGCAUGGCCGCACAGAAACCAUCCGGCCAGCCACCAUACACACACAACGAUGUUCACACGCCUUUGUUCUCCAGCCAGGACAACACAGUGUGGAGCAACUACAGGCCAUGCUGACUGAAUGCUCUAAAUACCAUGGACAGCUCACCAAAGAAGCAGCUAUGGGACAAGGUUUCGACCGUCACCUGUUUGCCCUGCGAUACCUGGCCAAUUCAAAGAACGCCUUCUGCACAGCCUCUACACAAGAACCAGCUUACGCUGCCAUCAACCACAACAUCCUUUCCACGAGCACCCUCACCAGUCCAGCUGUGAAUCUUGGUGGCUUUGCCCCGGUGGUGCCUGAUGGCUUUGGUGUUGGCUACGGUGUCCAUGACGACUGGAUCGGCUGCAAUGUUUCCGCUUACCCAACUCGCAAUGUCCAUGAAUUCCUGCAGUGUGUCCACAAGUCCUUAGAGGACAUUUUCAGUGUCCUGGAAGGAAAGAAACUCGGCUAAGAAACAAGUGUUUAUCAUUAAAAAUGUUUGAUUUUA